AUGAGUCCGAUAUUGACCAAUCGGCAAGCUGAAGAGCUUCAUAAAUCAAUCAUAGCAUACCUCACUGCUAAUAAUCUACUGAACACGGCCAACACCUUGAGGGCGGAGCUGAAUCUAAGUGAGAAUGCGUUUGACACGGCAACGGCGAAGAAAUAUGAGACGUUGCUGGAGAAGAAAUGGACGAGCGUAGUCCGGCUACAGAAAAAGAUUAUGGACCUUGAAUCCCGGAUGUCGGCGCUACAGACUGAGCUUGAUAAUGCGACACCUAUCUCCCUCGCUAAACGCAACAAGGACCCUGCCUCCUGGAUCCCGACCGCCCCUGCUCGACACGCUUUGGAAUCACACCGAGACACCAUUAACAGCGUCGCAUUUCAUCCUAUAUUCUCCUCCAUUGCUUCGGGGUCUGAUGAUUGUACUAUCAAGAUAUGGGACUGGGAGCUGGGAGAGCUGGAGCGGACGAUCAAGGGUCACACGCGCGCGGUCGUGGACGUGGACUUUGGAGGGCCGAGGGGCGGCAUACUCCUGGCGUCGUGCAGCUCAGAUUUAAGCAUUAAACUAUGGGAUCCCGCGAACGAGUAUAAGAACAUACGGACUUUGCUGGGCCAUGACCACAGUGUUAGUGCGGUUCGAUUUAUACCCCUGGGUGCUUCGGGGGCGCCGUCAUCGGGUAACCUACUGGUCAGCGCAAGUAGAGACAAGUCUCUAAAGAUAUGGGAUGUCAACACCGGAUACUGCGUGCGAACACUACAGGGCCAUACUGCUUGGGUACGAGACGUUUAUCCUUCUCCGGACGGGAGGUUCCUGCUCUCCACCGGAGACGACAGCACUGCUAGGCUAUGGGAUAUCUCCGUCUCGAACCCGGAAAGCAAAGUGACAAUGUUUGGGCACGAUCACUUUAAUGAGUGUUGUGCUCUCGCGCCGUCUUCUUCAUACCAGUAUCUUUCACCGCUCACCGGGCUAAAGAAACCCCCGGCUGCCAGUAGCACGGCUGAAUUUAUGGCCACUGGUUCUCGAGAUAAGACGAUCAAGCUGUGGGAUGCCCGAGGCACUUGCCUGAUGACGUUGGUAGGACAUGACAACUGGAUACGGGCACUGGCCUUCCAUCCUGGCGGCAAAUAUCUAUUUUCGGUGUCGGACGACAGGACAUUACGGUGUUGGGAUCUAAGCCAAGAAGGCAAAUGCAUCAAGGUGAUGAGGGAUGCACAUGAACGGUUCAUUACCUGUCUAAGAUGGGCUCCAUCUAUAUUCAAGGACACACCCACGGGCCACGGAGCAGGCGAUGGAAGAAACGGCGAUAGCAAGAAAACCGAGGGUCCAGAUGUCCAGAUCCGAUGUGUUAUUGCAACCGGUGGUGUGGACAUGAAACUACGGAUUUUCGCAAACUGA
Microsporum canis CBS 113480 is the source of this 1386-nucleotide messenger RNA. Its product is annotated as nuclear distribution protein nudF. The transcript has 3 exons. Bases 1 to 1386 code for a protein of 461 amino acids. The record is from RefSeq and is a predicted model, not a curated record. Gene Ontology annotation, molecular function: protein binding. Lineage: Eukaryota; Fungi; Ascomycota; Eurotiomycetes; Onygenales; Arthrodermataceae.